Molecule: messenger RNA, 2922 nt
Organism: Sinocyclocheilus rhinocerous
Lineage: Eukaryota; Metazoa; Chordata; Actinopteri; Cypriniformes; Cyprinidae
Gene: slc43a1a
Product: solute carrier family 43 member 1a
Exons: 15
Coding region: 327-1961 (544 amino acids)
Biological process (GO): neutral amino acid transport; transmembrane transport
Molecular function (GO): neutral L-amino acid transmembrane transporter activity; L-amino acid transmembrane transporter activity
Source: RefSeq, a predicted model, not a curated record
AACAGGUACUGUAUGUUAAUGUAAGUUACGCCCAUGCAAAGUCACAAACGAGCGUGUGUCUAAAGACCAGUGAAAAGAGGGGUAGCAAGGGAGUUUCUCUUCCAUCACUGUUCAAUAUGAGAGGUUAGUAUGAAGACUUCUGGAGAUCUUUGCCUGCCGCUCUGAAGACACGAGAAACAGAAGCUCCGGCCAGAUAAACUCCAUUAUCAAGUCGACUUUGGCGGCAAAAAAAGGAUAAUUUGUAGCAUUCGUCUUUUGUUUGAACGCAGACACAGAGGAAACCAGGAAAUAACGCGCGGCUGGCAUUUGGAAAUUGUACAAAAAAAAUGAAGAUGAUGGCUCCGUCUCUGUCGCAGGCGUACAGGAGGCGCUGGUGGAUGGCCGUCACAGCCGUGUUGGAGAAUCUGUCGUGUUCGGCCGUGCUGUUGGGCUGGGGCUCUCUGCUCAUCAUGCUCAAAGGACAGGGCUUUUACUCCCACCUGUGCACGGAAAAUGAGACUGAGAGUGUGAACGCUAGCGCACCAGAUGACUGGCCGAGUUGUGUGAAUCAGGACGAAAUGCUGAACUUGGGCUUCACCAUUGGCUCAUUUCUGCUCAGUGCCGCCACAUUGCCAUUGGGUAUAUUGAUGGACCGGUUUGGCCCCAGGCCUCUGCGCCUCGGUGGAAGUGCAUGUUUUGCGCUCUCUUGUGUGAUGAUGUCCAUAUCAUCCUAUCAUCCAGAAGUCCUCUCUGAACUCAUUUUUCUGGCUCUUUCACUCAAUGGCUUUGGAGGGAUCUGUCUGACCUUCACAUCUCUCACGCUGCCAAACAUGUUUGGAAGUCUGAGCUCCACUGUUAUGUCUCUGAUGAUCGGCUCCUACGCUUCAUCGGCCGUCACCUUCCCUGGAGUCAAGCUGAUAUAUGAUGCUGGGGUGUCGUUUACUGUUAUCAUGUGGAUGUGGGCCGGCCUGGCAGCUCUGGUCUUUCUCAACUGUUUCAUGAACUGGCCAGCAGAAGGCUUUGCUACACCAGAAGAGAUUGAGAAUAGGAAAAAGAUGCAUUCAGCUGAAAACCACAAAUUAUCUGUUGAAGAGGCGACAGGAGAAAUGGAGAAACGGCCAGCUGUAGCUCAGGAUGCACAAUCUUCGGUCCCGUUCCAGCGCUCCGUGUUCUCUCCCAUCUUUUUGUGGAGCCUGGUCACUAUGGGAAUGACUCAGCUGAGAAUCAUCUUCUUUAUGGGAGCCAUGAACAAGAUGGUCGAGUUCCUGGUCACCCACGGAGAGGAGCACCCCUCUGAAGAACUGCUGCAGGAAGCUGAGAAUAAAGUGAGCUUCUACUCGUCCGUCUUCGGCACGCUGCAGCUCUUGUGUCUGGUCACCUGUCCUCUGAUCGGAUACAUCAUGGACUGGAAGAUGAAAGAGUGUGAGGUGGAUCAGAAGACGGUGCGCCGGGGAGAAAAAGAAGCUGUUGCGGAGCCGAAGCGUGACGGAAAGAUCCAGAAGCUGACCAAUGCCAUAAUAGCCUUCAUCUUCACAAACGUGCUUCUCAUGCUGUUUGGGAUCCUCUCGCUCGUAGACAACCUUCCUCUACAGAUUCUGACGUUUAUUUUUCACACUAUGGUACGAGGUUUCAUUCACUCGUGUUGUGGAGGACUGUAUGCUGCUGUAUACCCGUCCAAUCAUUUUGGCACCCUCACCGGGCUGCAGUCUAUGAUCAGUGCAGUGGUGGCUCUGCUGCAGCAGCCGCUCUUCAUGGUUAUGGUGGGACAUCAGAAUGGAGAUGCUUACUGGAUCAACGUGGGACUUCUGAUCCUCUCAUUGGCCGGUUUCCUGUUGCCGGGAUACUUGUUCUACCACCGCAGACAUCUGCUUCAGAUGAAGGCCGCGGGAAAAGCAAACGGACACAUGCCUGUUGAGAAUCAAGCGCUAAACCAGCCGCUGACCAACGGACACAGCAACGGUCACGUCCCGCAGGAAGCCUAACAGAGCAUCACAGGACUGUCACGGGACCGUUCACAUUUCAACAUGCAAUGGCAAACUCUGCCAUCCUCAUUAAACAUGCAACGUUUAUAUUUUUUGUUGUAUGAGAGACAUUCGGCUGAUGGCUGCAGAAGCAAACAUCAGAUCAGUGUUGUCUUCUUCGAUGAUCAGCUGAUUCAGAAUAUGAGUAUUUGUAUAAAAAAUCUGGAAAUCUGCCUGCGAAAACAAUGCAGUGUUUUUAGAGAGAAUUUUUAUUGAACCAUUGGCUGGGAUUGACGGACAUGAACUUCCUCAGCCGACGGCGCUUCGUCUGUCUGUUCAGCGUCUUCACCAAAGAGAAAGAGCGAUGGUUGAUUGUUGUAUAAUAGUGUCUGUUUAUGUCUUUUGAAAACUUGAGAAACAGUCAACAUCAGCAUUUCAGCUGCCACCAAAGACACCACUUUUUAGAACCUUAGGUUCACUACAUCAAGUGUUAUCCAAAAGCUAAAACAUUUCAGGCAGAUUUAACGAGAUUUUUAUAGAGAAACAGAAAUGAUUUUUUUUUGUGUGUGUGUUUGUGUUCAGCUUUUCUGUGCAUUUUAGUUUCAUAGCCACUGAAAUGGAAAUUUAUUUUUGUAUUUCUGUGAAGAUGUGCUCUAUAAAUAGUGUGAGGUUUCUUCAUGAUAUUUACGUGCUUGCGGGAUGGGUUGAGUGGGUUUUGUAAAGGUCAGGGUGCAGCCGAGAGGAACCGAUGAAGUGCUUACAGCAGUCUCUCUUUCAGAUGUUGUGUGUGAGUCCAGUGCCUUAUGUUAUUAUUGAAUGUCACAAUUCCAAUCUCACCAUGAGAGAAAUGUGGGAAACCAAAGACUUUCUUAGACACGGAUGCAAUAAUCCAUAUGGGAGCAGUGGAGAAUGUGCGAGAGGAAGAAAGCAUCAGAGUGCAAGAACAUCAGAUUUGAAAUAGCAAAAAUAAAAUAUGCAGUCA